This is a messenger RNA of Anoplopoma fimbria (sablefish), 3569 nucleotides long. RefSeq names its product coiled-coil domain containing 85C, b (gene ccdc85cb). The transcript has 8 exons. Lineage: Eukaryota; Metazoa; Chordata; Actinopteri; Perciformes; Anoplopomatidae. Gene Ontology annotation, cellular component: apical junction complex. Bases 256 to 1476 code for a protein of 406 amino acids. The record is from RefSeq and is a predicted model, not a curated record.
ACGCGACGUUUCACCUUAUAGCUAAAGUUAAGGAUCAGAUAACGGUGAUCUAUUCAUUGGUUAGGUUUUCCUUUUCAUCGUCGUUUGAAUGGAGCGGUGUCCAGAGGGAGGGACGCGGUGUGUUGUGCGGACGGGACUCUGCGCCGGGACCAGGACCUGAUAGAAAGUCCCAGCUCAUCGAUUUCAAAUCACGUGCUUCCGUUAUUGACGAAAUCCACCGUUUACACGAACUGAGACUCUUGAGCCGCGGCAGUCAUGGCUAAAAACCCGCCCGACGGACCGAAGGAAGAACUGAGCCAGCUGACGGACGAGGAGAUGCUGCGGUGCAGCAAAGAGGAGCUGGCGCGGAGAUUAAGGAGAGUGGACGGCGAGAAAAUGAACUUGAUGAUCGAGCACGGCAACAUGAUGAAAGACAUCAACCGGCGGCUGCAGGUGCACCUGCACGAAAUCCGCAGCCUGAAGGAGGUCAACCAGAAGCUGCAGGACGACAACCACGAGCUCCGUGAGCUCUGCUGCUUCCUGGACGACGACCGGCAGAAGGGCAAGAAGCUCUCCCGCGAGUGGCAACGCUUCGGCCGUUACACUGCCAGUGCCAUGUGGAAGGAGGUGGGCACCUACAUGAUGAAGCUGAAGGAGCUGGAGGCCAACCAGGAGACCGUCCUGAGAGAGAACUCUGAGCUCAAGGAGAUCAUCCUCAUGCUGGAUGAGGAGAGGAACGGAGCAGGGUCCAGGAGCUCCAUAGACAGUCAGUCCAGUUUGACCAACCUGAACGGUGGCACGGGCACGGUCAGGGAUGUUGGGGACGGGAGUAGCACGUCCAGUGCGGGCAGUGCUGGGAGCCCCGAUCACCACAACCACAUACACAAGCCCGCUUCCGAGAACAGUAAGUUGGGCACCACCAUGAGGAGGUCCAUGGACGACCUGUCAGCACCGCACCAUCACAGGAGCAUCCCGAAUGGACUUAAUGAUUCCUCCUCCAACUACAUCAGGCAACUGGAGACUAAAGUGCGGAUUCUCGAGGAUGAUAACAAUAAGCUUCUCUCACAGGCUUAUAGCCGGUAUAGUUUAUCACAGAUACAGACGGAAAAGCAGUGUAACCCAGGUGACCUUCGUGCCCUGAGGAAGGGAAUGACCCUCUAUCACUCAGAGUCCCAGCUGUCCUCACUGCCCCAACGCCAGGACGCCAUGCACAUGGGUACUGGCCGUCUCCCAACCAGCGAGUCCUCUCCUGCCACAGGCUACCUGUCCUGCGUACAGAAGCCUGAAGCCGUGGUGCACGCCAUGAAGGUGCUGGAGGUCCAUGAGAACUUGGACAAGCAGGUUCCUGAGGACUAUGAGGACGAUCUCAGUGAGAAAGAGAAGGCCAUUGUGCGAGAGAUGUGCAAUGUGGUGUGGAGAAAGCUGGGUGAUGCAGCAGGAUCAAAGCUGUCCAUCAGACAGCACCUCUCUGGGAACCAGUUCAAAGGGCCGCUGUAGCAUGGCAACCAGAGAGAGAGAGAGAGAGAGAGAGGGGAGAGAGAGACACUCACCUGAAAACACCUCUUACUACCUGCGCCUACACAACCCAUCAUGCCGUGCUCCUCAGUAUUCCUUCGACACACACUCUCUUAUUACGGGCUAAGAAAGCUCCUAAAUGGACCUGUUAGUCUGUUAUUCACAUGCAAAACUCUACGUGUAUAACAUAUUGUUAUCUCUCAGCGGUUUUGAAGCGUUGGCAGCUAGUUUCCCUUAUUCGCCACUUUUCUUCGUUGAUGUGGAGGCUUUCAGCUACACAAUGAUCUCUCUCUGUGAAAGCUAUAAUCACACACCAGCUUUAGUUCUUUGGAGCGUAGCUGUGCUAUAUUAAGCUAACUAUAUAACAUGGUUUCAAGCACAGACCCGAUAAGGCCGAUGGGCAAAAAAUCUCUCCACGUUGCUGGUGAAUAUGAAGGCAAAAUGAUGGCGGUAUCUUCAGAUAAGUUUUGAUAGUACCACCUAUAGAGACCCUAGCUCCUGUCACAUGUACCCCCCCCCUAGUGCUCAACGAGUAUAACUAGCAUUAGCAUUCUAAGGCGAUAACUAAUGUGAAACCCACUGUGACCUAGCGCCUUUUGCUCAUAAGACAAGUCUAUGGAUAAUUAAGUCUAGAGAUCACUGUUAACUUGUGUAUAUUAUGUAUAAAACCAUAGCACUACUUCAUUGUUAUAGUUGAUUUUGCUUUCAUCUAUUUUGUAUUCUAGCGUGGCCAUGUGAUCAAUUACUUAGUUUGAAAAGCACACACUAACAGACCUUACACUAGGGUUUGCUUUGGGUAAAAAAAAAAAAAAAAAAAAAAGGAAGAACGAAAAUCAUAAUUUUUUUUUUUUUUUCAAUUUCUUUCCAGAUGAACUGCUAUUAUUCCUUCUCUCUGUAACCUCUGGAAAUGUAACAAGGCCAUUCUAAAUCAAACCAUCUCCAUGGGCUAAUGGAUAGAUCAUUUUCUUACUUUGUGGAACUGACUAAAAUUGUAUGCUGUGUGCAUGCUCGACAAUCAUUUUCUCAGGUUGAGAGGGCUACAGCUUUACCUUCGCCCAUCUGUGACUGCGCGCGUGUGUGUGUGUGUGUGUGUGGGUGUGUAUAUGUGUGUAAGGAGACUGAAUGGUUCUCUUGCAGCUGUAGCAUCUACCUGUGAAUCCUCUUUUUCUCUAUUGAACCCUUGUCACAACUCGGUUAAAGACUGCUGAAGGCAUUUGCUGAAUCAAUACAAAAAUGUCAAGGUCAAAUAUUAAACCUAAAGUUCAGUUAAUAUGGCACUUUUGGAUGCUCCUAAUUCCUUGUUUAUCAUUUUUUUUACCUCAGUAGAUGAAAAAGGUUACUUUUCUUAAGCUCAGUUCUUUUCUGUGGAUUCAGCAGGUGUGUUCAUGCGGCGCAUGUUUCUUAAAGUUGAAUCUUUUUUCUUAGAAUAUGAAGUCUUCCCUUAUGUCUCCUGAAAACACUAACAUUUAAAACGAGUAUUUCUUGAUGUCAAAAUGAACAAACAUUGUUUGUCAGAGUAUUUAUUGCCAGGUGUCAGAUAGAGAUGGGAGAGCCAUCAGGUACUGACCAGUCUUAAUUUGGAUUGAUCAUGUUACUCAAACUGUGCAGUUAUUUGAUAGAUUCGUUUAGUGACUGACAGCUCAGGCUCUCCCAUCUCUAGUGUUAUUUGUUCCAAAUAAGAACAUUUCUGAGGCUGCCCAACACGCACCUCUGUUCUCUCAAACAAUGGGGUCAAAAAUAAAUCAAAGUACAUUUUUUUUAAAAGUGUCCUUUUUUAUAGGAACUGAUUUGAAGCCAUGAUGCAAUUUUGAAUACUUUAUAAAUGGCAUUUGAUUUUAAAUAUGCCACUUUUUUUCAGCAAGGUGUUUUGAUUUGGUACCCAACGGUCUUUUCUGCCUAGAUGCUAAAACAUCAGUACAGAAUCCUAGAAUCUACAGUGUAAAUGUCAAACCUGUAGUAAUUAGCAUUGCUGUAACUUCUUUUCAAGACUUUCAUGGAUCAGAUGAAUAUUCUGAAGGUGAAAAGACAACAUGAAAUAGGCCACUUUUAGAAAAAAAAUCGGGACAAAAUAAAUA